UCGGUAGAACCUUCCGAGAACCUUUGAGCCACGGAAGUAAAUGUUCCAAAUCCCUUUUGCACGCUCUUUAAUGGCAGCACUGGGAGAAGGUACAAGUGACAUUUUGUAACAAGUAAACCCAUUCAGAAUUGAAGUGUGCGAAAACCGUAUCGUCGUUUCGCUGCACACGCCGGUGAGAUAAAUGUCUGACUUACUGCAGCACGAUGAAUAUACCGGCUUCAAAAGCGAAGAAGAACGUCAGCGCCGCACAGGCUGCGCUUUCCGGUGCGGUAAUGAGCGUCUUUACAGACUGAUCGCGAACGCAAACGCCGGAGCAGCGCCGGCGGGGAGCGACGCGGCGGAUCCCGGCUUGUUGUUCUCCAACGAGGAGGACGUGCGCCAGAUCGAAGAGGCCGUGAAAGCGGCCAUAGCGACGGUCGUGAAGGUCUUCUGCUCCGUGAGCGAUGCGAGGAUGCAGGAGUGCCGGAGGGAAGCGGCCGAGAGGCAGCGAGAGAACCGCCGGCUCAGGGUCCGGCUGGCAGCGGCCGAGACGGAGCUGCUGUGGCUGCGGCGACUCGCGGGGCCGCUAGAGGGCGCCGGAGCGGCGGACGGAGACACGCGGGCCGCCCGACGCCUCCACUCCGAUCCGCCUGCAGCCGAGAGGGCGGAGAGGGCGGAGAAGAAGAGUGCGGUUGGCGACGACAAGUCAGCUUCGCGGAGUGUGGAUCAGGAGCUGCUUCUUGAACCGCUGUCGAGACGGGCCGCGGAGAGUCCUUGUGAGAGGACAGUUACCCCGGUAAACCCUCCAGCUAGGAAUGAUGCAGCACGCAUUCCAGAGGUUUCCUUCACUGAGGUUUCUGAUCAGCAGGGUCACGGGAGGAAGCCAAAAAGCGUCUCCCGCUCUGAAGUCCACUCGGAGCCGGAGAGGAACCCCAGGCUCUCCGCAAGCCCAGGAAAGCAUCUCCAUAUGAAAGAAGAGCCUUCUGACUUUGAAACCGUGUAUGUCAAGUGGGAGGUGUGUGAGGAGCAUGUCAGAAGACAGGAGGAUGACCCCGGGUCUAACCGUCUCUUGCGGAAAAAGGACGAGCCGCAUAUAAGCCCUGUAUCUUUCGGCACGUUACCGUCCCCUGGAGCUGGACCUCAGGACGCUGCGGAUGCCCAUGACGCCAGCUUGGUGCCAUCUGCUCUGUUGGGCAGGACAGCGGUGACCUCGCUGGCUCAGAGGCUGUCAAACCGAGAACGGCAGAAGCGGUACAGGGAGAAAAUCCGAGCGGAUCCUGAGCGGCAGCGGAUUUACAGGGAGAAGGACCGCUGCAGAUACCAGAAGAGGAGGAAGCUGAUCUGUGAACUGCCGGAACAAACUCAGAAGCUCCGAAGGCAGGCGUGGAGGGAGGCGGCAAGGCGCCAUCGUGCCCGGAAAAAAUCCUGCCUCCAAAUCGCCCAGUUUCCAAGCCUCGGGAACGUAGAAUCAGCUAUUAAUUCAACGGGUCACCCGGAAAGCUAGCGGCGAUACGGCCCCGUUACGGGGCCAUCCGGACUCCUCGCGAUGAUGAGUUCUCCGACAGCGAACUCGGAAAGCUCAAAAAAAUGUACUCAUCUAGGUAGCUUUUUAUGUACUCUUUGCGAUUUUAACAAUGACGCGC
Scleropages formosus (Asian bonytongue) is the source of this 1622-nucleotide messenger RNA. RefSeq lists its product as uncharacterized. The record is from RefSeq and is a predicted model, not a curated record. The transcript is spliced from 4 exons. The coding region runs from base 182 to 1483 and encodes 433 amino acids. NCBI's taxonomy places the organism in Eukaryota, Metazoa, Chordata, Actinopteri, Osteoglossiformes, Osteoglossidae.